Molecule: messenger RNA, 1175 nt
Organism: Malaclemys terrapin pileata
Lineage: Eukaryota; Metazoa; Chordata; Testudines; Emydidae
Gene: RPAIN
Product: RPA interacting protein
Exons: 7
Coding region: 24-698 (224 amino acids)
Biological process (GO): protein import into nucleus
Cellular component (GO): nucleus; PML body
Source: RefSeq, a predicted model, not a curated record
CGUGUCUGGGCUGUGCUUGCGGCAUGGAGGCGCUGGGGCAGCGGCAUCGCUCUCUCUACAAGGGGGCCGCAGCCCCGCCCUGGAAGGAGACUUACCGCCGGCGCUGUGUGGAGAGACUUAAAAACAGUCGUGCCAAGCUGCUGGAUCGAUACCGCCAGGCUGGGGAGAAUGUGCACUGCAAUGCGAGGGGUGCUCUUCUCGUGCAGGAGGUGAUGGAGGAGGAGUGGCAGGCCUUACAGUCAGUGAAUGUGAGCCUGCCCUCCCUCAGGAGAAAGGAGGCGCUGUCACAGGUGUUGGAGGACCCUGAUGAACUAGCAGUACUGGAGGAAAUCCAACAAGAGUUGCUCUCGCAAGAACAGUUGACAAUAGAAGAAUAUGAACGGAGUCUGCAGUUUGACCAGGAGUGCCUCAAUGCAAUGCUUGACAGCUUGGACGCAGGCAACAAGAUUAUCUGUCCAGUGUGUAAAAGGAAUAACCUGACUGUGAUGAGUCAUUUGGUUUUAUGCCAGUGUGGAUUAUACAUCAGCACCCAGGGCAUGACAGAACAGAAGCUCCAGUCACUUCUAGAAGAGAGUGUAACAGAACAUGGUCAUCAGUGUCUUCACAAUCCUGAGUUCUCCUUCACUAGUGGAAUGGAGGGAGAAGCCAAUCUUCUCAUGAGCUGUCCGGUCUGUGACUCUUGGACAGUUCUCAUAUAACUACAACCCUGCUGGGGUUUCUCCAUGGAAAGAAUACACUAGUAAGAUCCUUCUUUCAGCCUCUAAGCAACUUGAAUGGCAUCCUGCACAUCUUUUCUUUUUAUAUUUAACUGUAUAUAAUGUUUUUGUACUUUAAUACUGGAUAUCAAGCAAUAUUAAUCUGCACUUUUGAUAGCUAAAUAAAUAUUUGAAAUGAGAUGUGGCUAUUCACAGAAAUGAGACAAGCCUCCCAGCAUCUUGAAUUCAGCACAAGCCUUACGGCUGCCUCUCUGGCUUUCCAUUUAUUUCCUGUUCUGCAGCAAGAACAGCUGGGGCUCUGCCUAUCUCAGCUUGUGUAGUUACAUUUGACUUACUCUAGAGCAGGAGGUGCCUGCUCCAGGGUUGAUGGAAAAUUUCAGUUGUGAAAUGUAAGUGAACAUACACCAAGACCAAACUGGCCCUUACAAAAAUUACAUUAAAGUCUUCCCUCUCACUGGA